CGUUCUUCGCCGCAGGUCAGAGGAAACGCAGACUCGGUACGAGAUCGCUCAUUAGCAUGCUGUUGUAUUUCGGUUCAAACCAGACUGUUGCGUCGCUUCUCAAAAUGAUCUAGCUGCCUUUCCCUUGUAUAUCUUCUACAGACGUUUUUAAUAACACUACGUCAAUGAAAGUCUCUGAUCGACCUAGCAUCAUUAGACGAGCCAAUGUUAUCUCAAUUACUUUAAAACGGACCUUGAAGUUUUUCUCGUCAUCAAAUAUUUCUGGAAAUCCUUAAAACUACGUCAGAGGACACUAAAUAGCUACUAACUACUUGGGCUGAAUUAACGCAGGGAAUAUGAACAAACAAGGAGUAUUUAUUUCUCUUGUUUUUGCUGUCUGUUUUGUUGUUGGAAUCCUCAUAAAUUCGCUUGGUUAUGAAAAAAUUCAUUCAAUGGUCCAGAAGAAAAUGAAAGAGAAUUUCGAAAAAGUAUUUGGUGAAUAUUUGCAUAGAAAUCCGACGAACUUUUCUGAUGGAUUAAAAAUUGAUGAUAAUAUAACAACCCCUUUCAAUACUACUCAAGCAGAAUUUGACAUUAUCCACGAAGUACUUCGAACUUUACGAGGCAGAUUUGAUGACAGCCAUCUACGGCAGGAAUCAGCGAAAGUAAAUUCGACAAAAUUGGUCAUGAUGUACACUCCGUUUUUUAAUGACUUAAAUUGGCUUGUAAAAGAAGAAGGCUAUAACACAAUUGAUGGUACAAAGUGCCCCUAUUACCAGUGCGAGUUUACAACGGAUAAAAAAGAUUUUAUUCGAAGCGAUGCUGUUAUAUUCCAUGCUCGAGACAUGACAGGCUUAGAAGAGCUAAGAAACCUUCAAAAAACUAGACCCACCCAUCAACGAUGGAUCUACUUUAUAAUGGAAAGCCCUAUUUUUACGCCGGAUCCCUCGCCCUAUAAUGGAAUGUUUAACUGGACUUUGACUUAUAGGCCCGAUUCAGAUUUAAGGUUUCCAUAUGGAAACUACUUCCCACGACACACACCUUGGAAAGAACAAGAGUCUUUAAAGAAAAUUAUUGCAAGUAAAACCAAGCUUGUUUUCUGGGCUUCAUCGCAUUGUGGACUUCUUCGUGACAAAUACGUUGGUAAACUUAGGAAAUUUAUAAAUGUAGAUAUCUUUGGAGCUUGUGGGGCAUUGUUGGGUGGUGGUGCAGGGUCGUGUGCGCGAUUUUCAAAGGAUUGUACAGAAAAACUUCAACAGUACAAGUUCGCCCUUGCAUUUGAAAACUAUAUGUGUGAAGACUACAUCACAGAAAAAUACUGGUGGAGAUUAUUGAUAGGUGUGGUUCCUGUUGUUAUGGGUGGAUCCAAGUACGACAGUAAAGUAGCAGUCCCAGGGUCUUAUAUCAACGCGGCUGACUUUCCAACCACUCAAGCACUAGCGAACUAUCUUCUUUACUUGAACAAGAAUAACACAGCCUACAUGGAGUUCUUUGAAUGGAAAAAGAAAUAUGUUGUUCGGGAUACCCUGAAGUAUUUCAAGUGCGCCUUGUGUGCAAAACUGAAUUUGGAUCACAAACCCAAAAUGUACGAACGACUCGACGAGACGUGGAGCAAGACUAAACAUUGUGGUAAAACGGAUAAGAUAUUUAAUGAUAUUAUUAAUCGAUCUUGACUCGAUAGGAUAUUAAUAGUUCUUUUGCGAACUCGAUUGAUUGACCACGAAACAAUGGCUUGGAGCUAGUCGAACUUCAGUGGACUUUAUGUGCUCAUACAUUAGUUUAUUUUACUGCGUUUAUCAAGUGCUACCAUUGUUACGUGGUCACUGAUCAAACGAAUUCAGGAAUUCUUGGCUAAAUUGUGAUUUUGCCAUCGUAAAAGUCAUUUCCUAGCACGAUAAGCACAGUAAUAAUAAUCCAAAAAUAUUAAAACUCGAAUAAUUUCAAAACUGAAAAAUGAAAAUCUCUGAAACUUUCUGACCUUGAAGACUACCAUAGUAUGUUUCAGAUAGUGAACGCCGUUUCUCUGGAUCUGGUCAGAUUACGCCAAAAAAAUUUAAAAAGAUAAUCACAUGACGUCACUGUGCCUUCAGGGCGUGUCCGAUGGUCACGAAAUACACACGAUUUAAAACUUCCAUCUAUACCUGCAACUAGUAUAAACUCAUAUUUGGCCAAGGUAUAUUUGGUACAGCGCAGUUUGCAAUACAAGUAGAGGAGUCGUGCUUCAAAAUUAUUGUAUCGAGUCACCUUAACCCGUGGAAAAAUAGUACACACGAUUGAUGGGUUGCAAGAAUUCCGAAGAGAGUCAAAAGACAAAAACAUGGAGUCCAUUGAGGUGCUGUUAACAAUGGAUGCUAAUGAGAAAUCUUUUGUUAAAUAGCACCAACAUGGCCGCGAUGACGUAACGUGCAAUCGAAGAAUAGUAGACUCUAAAGUCAUUAUUUUCUUUUGUUCUUUAUCAACUGGUACUAACUAAAUAGUCAUUUUUCUUUCACGGGUUGAAUAAAUUACUCAAUCUUUUCACGGGUCACUAUUGAUCUAUUAUAAUAAGCUCCCGAAAAGGUGCUGCCGGAAAAUGAACCAAUGAACUGCGUGUUACGAUUACUGCGCACGUGCAAACGUACGCGCACGUAAACUUGGUUUGAAUUGAUGUGUAAGCAUACCUAUCUGGCAUGACUGACAACGUCUUCUCGACAAAACUAAAAUUGUAAGUCUUAAAUUCAUAUUUCUA
This is a messenger RNA of Actinia tenebrosa (Australian red waratah sea anemone), 2707 nucleotides long. Its product is annotated as lewis-type alpha-(1,3)-fucosyltransferase. Lineage: Eukaryota; Metazoa; Cnidaria; Anthozoa; Actiniaria; Actiniidae. Gene Ontology annotation, cellular component: membrane. Gene Ontology annotation, molecular function: fucosyltransferase activity. The record is from RefSeq and is a predicted model, not a curated record.